Messenger RNA from Daphnia carinata, 1101 nucleotides. RefSeq names its product cyclin-dependent kinase 20-like. Gene Ontology annotation, cellular component: nucleus. Gene Ontology annotation, biological process: protein phosphorylation. The coding region runs from base 46 to 1056 and encodes 336 amino acids. The record is from RefSeq and is a predicted model, not a curated record. Gene Ontology annotation, molecular function: cyclin-dependent protein serine/threonine kinase activity; ATP binding. The transcript is spliced from 6 exons. NCBI's taxonomy places the organism in Eukaryota, Metazoa, Arthropoda, Branchiopoda, Diplostraca, Daphniidae.
GUUUGAACAAGUAAAUUUUUACAAUUGUCAAUAAUUAUUGUACUCAUGGAGAAAUAUAUUGUUAAUGGUAGGAUUGGUGAAGGGGCACAUGGCAUCGUUCUUAGAGGAAUCGACAAAUCGUCAAUGAAAGUAGUAGCCAUGAAACGGGUAGCGUUGAAAAAUAUCAACGAACAAGGCUUACCCAACUCGGCUGUGCGCGAACUGCUGGCUCUGCGCUUAAUCCGUCACGACUACGUUACAAAUUUGGUUGAUUAUUUUUCACAAGGAUACUCGCUGGUUUUGGUCUGUGAAUAUUUACCAAUUGAUCUCAACGAAUUUUUACGAUCCAACGUGAAACCCUUGGCGAUUAGUCACGUGAAAAGCUAUAUGUGGAUGUUGGCCAGUGCUGUCGAAUACAUCCAUAGCCUCCACAUCAUGCAUCGUGAUUUAAAGCCGGCAAAUCUUUUAAUCGGUUUUAGAGGGGAACUGAAAGUUACCGAUUUCGGAUUGUGCCGAGUCUUCCGUAAUCCUGAAUUGGUUGGUAGCACUAAUAACGAAAAGGAUCAAAAACUGUUCACUCAUCAGGUCGCUUCCCGUUGGUACAGAGCACCCGAAUUGCUUUAUGGUUCUAGAACUUAUGGUCCGGAAGUAGAUCUCUGGGCCAUGGGUUGUAUCUUUGGUGAAAUGCUCAAGAAUUCUCCACUUUUCCCGGGGGAAAAUGACAUUGGCCAACUAUGCACGGUCAUUCAAGUACUAGGUACUCCAGAUGAGGAAAUUUGGCCAGGUGUGUCAUCGCUUCCUGAUUUUCACAAGAUUUCGUUUACAAACACCCAAAAGCAAAUCUCCUUCAAAGAAAUCCUAACUGAAGUAGACGAAUCAUCAAGGAUUAUGCUGGAACGUUUUCUACGUUAUUGUCCCAAAUCCCGAAUAACGGCACAAGAGUUUUUGGAAGCUUCAUAUUUUCACCAAGAGCCGCCGAUGACUCCUUUAAAUGAUCUCCCUCUUCCGGUUGUAAAACCACUAAAUACAGCAACAGCUGAAUUUGCCAACUGGGAUUGGUCUGCAACACAUUUUUGAAUAAAACUUUAAUAAAGAAAAAAAAAUAGUAUUUAAGUAUUUUAA